Molecule: messenger RNA, 5865 nt
Organism: Neoarius graeffei (lesser salmon catfish)
Lineage: Eukaryota; Metazoa; Chordata; Actinopteri; Siluriformes; Ariidae
Exons: 2
Coding region: 3651-4610 (319 amino acids)
Biological process (GO): DNA integration
Molecular function (GO): nucleic acid binding
Source: RefSeq, a predicted model, not a curated record
GGAAGAGGAGCCUAUAAAAGCUGGGCCUAUUGAGGCUCUGGGGGUGGGUUUUUUUUUUUUUUGCUCUCUCUGUGUCAGCAGUGGGUAAGGUGGAUGGCGUGCAGUUUUGUUUUCCUCUGUUUUCUUGAUUUUGUGCUAUUUUUAUGUGUUUUUGUGUUAUGUUUUGCCAACUUGAUUUUGCUUUAGCUGUGUGGAAUAUUGUUUAGCUCACUAAUGUCAUUGGUGUUGUCCAUUUUGGUUAUUUUGUGUGUGUGGGUGUAUUUUCAUUUUGUUUGUCCCAGCCAAGGGCGGCCGACCUGGGUUGUGGCUCUGCACGCCUUCUGCCUUCCUCAAGUGGCUCAGCCAGUGGUCUGGUUAAUUAUAGCAGCUAUUUUAUAGUGGAUUGUGUGUGGCCUUUGCCUUUUUUUAGUAAUAUUAGAAUAAAGAGAAGAUAAAUGUCUUUUAAUGUUAAUAAAUUUUACAGGUUAUCUGGGGACUGCAGGCUGUAGCCACUGUGUGUUUAUCUACUACUGGGCCUUUGUGUGACAUUUUGAUGUGUUUGUAGCCAACAGUAGUUAUCGAGUGCUGUGAUUGACUUGCAGUGGUUGCAGUGUGGUUAGUAGGAUGUUUGAAGCACUUAUGCAUUUUACUUUUUAUAGUUGUUUUGUACUCUUGGUGUGAUGCUAUCUUGCAUUUGGUGUGUUUAUUGUAUUUUACAGUCCCAGUAGUGGGUGGCUACCUCUGACUGCUUCUUUUCUCUCCCCUGAGCUUGAGUUAAAUAAAUCGUAAAUUUUCAGUAUUCGAUUCUUCAUUUUUAUUGGUUGGUCGAAAGAACCUGGUUACAUCUUUGGUGUAGUCAGCAGGAUCAACUAAAUUUUUAUUUCAUUGAAGAUGUCUCAGAAUGAGAAUGAAGGAGGGGGCAGAUCAAGAGCUUUUUCAGUGCCUACCUUUUUCCCAUUUAUGAUGCCUUGUGCUAAAUUCUCGGGGGGUAGAGGGACAAAUGAGUGUAUAUUUAAACAGUGGCAAAAUGACCUUGAAAUGUGGUUUAGAAUGUAUGGCAUCCCUGCUGAAAAUCAACUAGACUGGGUUCUAAGUUGUUUUGGAGGGGGAAGCAAAGUGGGAAGUGGCCAUUUUGCCUCAUGAUCAGAAAAAUACUGUUGCAAAGGUGUUUCAAAAGUUGGAAAGUUUGUAUUCUAGUGUUGUUCCUGCUUCUGUCUUAUGCUCUGUUCUUUAACUGUAGGCAGCAGGCUGAGGAGUGUGCGGGCCUUUGCCCUCCGCCUGCAGGAGUGCUGGCAGAAGAUGAUGAUUCAUGAUGUCCAAAACAUCCUACACCCAGAUAUAUUAAUGCGAGAUCAGUUUGUUGCAGGGCUCUGUGAUGGUCUGAAAAGAGAGUUAAGAAUGAAAAUAACACUGGAUAACAAUCUUAAGUUCACAGAUGUGAAAACUGAGGCGAUACUGCGGGCGGGCCUGGAGGAAAACGACAGGGUAUGUUGUGGAAUGGUGAAAGCGGCCACGGCCAAGCAACCUUGGGAAGAUGAUCUACAAAAACUCAAAAUGGAACUAAAAACUGAAUUGGCAAAGGAGGUAGAGGCUCAGGUGACUAAUCUUUCCCAAUCUCUCUUCCAGGGUAUAAGGGAGGAGUUUCGUAAAGUGAGGUUUGAGGCUCCUCCAAUCCAGACACCCUCUCCACCUCUUGUUUCACAAAGAUCCCGUAGCUUUUCACCAGGCCCUAGGUAUCAGCGAAUGAAGACCCAGUCUAGGCCCCAUGAGUAUGACGAACAGGGGCAGCCCAUCUGUUAUCAGUGUAGAACCCCAGGCCAUAUUCCACACCAAUGCCCUCAACAAAACCUACAGGCCCCUUUAAACUAGCUUGCCCCGCUGUUGCGGAUCGAACAGCGGACCAUCCAGUACAUGAUCCAUCCUCCAUGCUGACCCAAGCAUGUGUCCCACAAGCGUCAGAGCCCCUUGCUGGGAUGGUGGGGGAUUGUCCCAUGAUUCAGGUAUCCAUAGAUGGUGUGGAAAUCUCCUGCCUACUAGACACCGGCUCCUAGGUAUCCAUGGUGCGCCAAGAAUGGCUUCAGAGACACUUUGGGCAAGAUGGCCAGCGCUUGGAGGAUCCAGCUUCUUGGCUUGAGUUAAGGGCUGCCAAUGGUAAGGAGAUCCCAUACCUAGGGUAUGUUGAAUUUCAACUGGACAUAGCUGGGGUGACAUUAUCUAAUGUGGGGGUGAUCGUUGUAAAAGAGAGCUGUUUAAAUGUAUCAGGCCUUGUAGGAAUGAAUGUGAUUAAGCAAGUAUGGCAAGUUUUAUUACAGAGCACAGCACCUGGCCAGUUGAAUAGACAACCAAAAUUAAAUGGCCUGGGUAAAUCUCUGUGGCGGGAGGCUAUGCAUAUUUGCCAAAAGGAGCAAGGAUUUGUGACCUCUGAUGGUUUUGUAGGAUAUGCAUGCCUUUCCAGCCACUGUCCUGUGACUGUACCUGGGAACCUGGAGCUGUUACUGAACUGUCGAGCCAGAAGUGGACCAGGAGGUUGAGGGUAUGAAGCUUUGAUGGAGCCAUUACCCAUACAAGAUGGACUUCUGGUAGCUCAGGCCUUGGUGAAGGUGGGGAGUGGCCGGAUGCAGGGCCUGAAGCUGAAACCAGACAAGUGUAAACUCUUCCGCAAUAGUGUCCAAUACCUCAGCCAUAUUGUGUCUUCAGAGGGAAUAGCUCCAGACCCUGAGAAGGUGUCGGCAGUCCAGCAGUGGAAAGUGCCAGCAACACCAACUGAGCUAUGAGCAUUCUUGGGACUGGCUGGCUAUUACUGCCGAUUUGUCAAAGGGUUCUCUCAAACAGCUGGCCCUCUACAUAGACUAUUGGGGGGGGGGGGGUAUUCACAUAAAAACACCAAACCCAGAGCACCAGGUUUUGCUUGGCAUUGGACAGAAGAAUGUGAUUUGGCCUUCUUACGUCUGAAGCAAGCUUUAAUUCAGGUUCCAAUCCUGUCUUUUGCUGACUUUAGCUUGCCUUUUCUGCUCUAUAUAGAUGCUAGUCACCAAGGGUUGGGUGCAGUACUCUCCCAGGUCCAAGAAGGCCAAGAAAAAGUGAUUGUCUAUGCCAGUAGGGGCUUGCAAGGUGCUGAGCGUAAUGAUGCUAAUUACAACUCUUUCAAAUUAAAGCUCUUGGCAUUGAAAUGGGCCAUUACAGAAAAAUUCCAUGAAUAUUUGCUUGGCUCUGACUUUGUGGUGUACACGGACAAUAACCCUUUGGCCCAUCUUUCCACAGCCCGGUUAGGUGCAGUGGAGCAAUGCUGGGUGGCUCGGCUGGCAAGUUAUAGGUUCCAGGUGAAACAUAGAUCAGGAAAAUCUAAUGUCAAUGCUGAUGUGUUGUCUUGUUAUCCCCUAGGAACCCCAAGGGCAUCAGAAGAACAAGAUGGGGUGGAGGUCCCAGGCUUUCAGGAUGUGACUGUGGAGGUGGUUCAGGCAUGCUUGUUGGGGGUGUGUGAAGCAGAAUCAGCACCUGAGCUGGCAAAAGCUCCAUGGAUUGGAGAGGGCUGGUUUGCUGAAAAGUGGGCUGAGGGACAACAAAAGGAUCCAGCCCUCUCAUGUGUUCUGUUCUUUCUGCAGAUCAAACGGCCACCUCGGGCAGCUGAACGACAGUGGGAGAGCCCCCAAGUGCUUCGCCUGCUUAAGGAGAUGCCCCGUCUGCAGUUGCGACAGGGAGUAUUAUACCGGCAGAUCCAGGACCCAAAAACUAAUGCCCUUCAUUACCAGCUCGUGGUACCCCAGAGCCAACAGCAAAAGGUGUUCGCUAGCUGUCAUGAGCAUAUGGGACAUUUUGCUGCAGACAAGACAUUUAAGACACUUCAGACCAGGUAUUAUUGGCCCCAAAUGCUUGUUGACACCAAGUGGUGUUUGGAAUGCCCUCAGUGUGUCCUCAGAAAAAAGCCCACAAAUUCAACAGUUAGUCUUACUCCCAUUACAGCCUCCUGCCCCUUAGAACUGAUUACCAUGGACUUCCUGUCCCUAGAACCCUCAGUAGGUGGAUUUGACAAUAUUAUGGUCCUCACUGAUCAUUUCACUAAAUUCGCCUGGGCUGCUGCAACUCGGGACCAGACAGCAAAAACGACAGUGAGGGUGAUGUGGCAACAGGUCAUCCAGUACUUUGGAUGUCCUGCUCUGUUCCAUGCUGACCAAGGCCCGAACUUUGAAGCUGCUGUGGUGAAACAACUGUGCGACUUAUACGGUUGCAAAAAGAGUCACACUACCCUGAGGGUAAUGAGCUCACAAAGAUUCAAUCACACCCUACUGGGCAUGUUGGGUAGCCUGGUAGAAGAAAAGAAGUGCAGGUGGGCAGAUUACCUACCCGAGAUGGUCCACGCUUAUAACACUGUCCAUACCUCUACAGGCUACACCCCCUUGUACCUUAUGUUUGGAAGACAUGCACGUGCGCCAGUGGAUGUCCUCCUGGGAGGGCCAUUGGAAGAAUCAAGCACAGUCGGAGAGUGGGUCCAGAAACACCACGAGUGCCUGUAUUUUGCCUACAAGAGAGCGGGUGAGUUGAAUGCAGGGGGAGCACAGAAGCAAAAGAGGCAACAUGAUGGCCAGGGGGUGCUGGGGCCAUUAAUGAUGGGGGGAAAGGGUGUUAUUGCGUAAUGUGGGUCCUAAAGUGCAGGGUAAACUUGCAAAUUUUUGGCAUAAUGUACCAUAUGUAGUGGUUAAACAGCCUAAUCCUGAUGUCCCUGUGUAUGUGGUUAAACCUGAAAGGGGAGAAGGGAAGGAGAAGGUUUUGCAUAGGCGGUUGCUCCGUCCUUGUCCUCUGUUGUUGCAGGCCCCAGUGCAAGAGGAACAUGGUGAAUCUGAGCCUGUGGGACAGUCAUUUAUGUGGAUGCCUCCACCAAUUCGAUGGCUGCCCCCUUGGCAAGGGGUGGCUCCAUCUAUUACACCACCAGGAGAAGAUCUAGAGGCAGCUGAAGGACUCCGGAGGUCUCAGCGCAGCUCUAAAGGCAUCCCACCUCAGCGUUAUGGUGAUAUUUGAUCGGCAGCACAAGGAUGUGCUGUGAAAAAGCGGUGGGGGGUGUAACUGGAUGGACAUAUGGGGAAUUGGGGCUGUAGUAAUGGGCCGGGACACUGGGGGGAGCUGUGUGAUUUGCUGCUGUAAAAUACUGGGUUCAAGGGAACAGGAAGAGGAGCCUAUAAAAGCUGGGCCUAUUGAGGCUCUGGGGGUGGGUUUUUUUUUUUUUGGUCUCUGUGUCAGCAGUGGGUAAGGUGGAUGGCAUGCAGUUUUGUUUUCCUCUGUUUUCUUGAUUUUGUGCUGUUUUUGUGUUAUGUUUUGCCAACUUGAUUUUGCUUUAGCCGUGUGGAAGAUUGUUUAGCUCACUAAUGUCAUUGGUGUUGUCCAUUUUGGUUAUUUUGUGUGUGGGUGUAUUUUCAUUUUGUUUGUCCCAGCCAAGAGCGGCCGACCUGGGUUGUGGCUCUGCACACCUUCUGCCUUCCUCAAGUGGCUCAUCAGCCAGUGGUCUGGUUAAUUAUAGCAGCUAUUUUAUAGUGGAUUGUGUGUGGCCUUUGCUUUUUUUUUUAGUAAUAUUAGAAUAAAGAGAAGAUAAAGGUCUUUUAAUGUUAAAUUUUACAGGUUAUCUGGGGACUGCAGGCUGUAGCCACUGUGUGUUUAUCUACUACUGGGCCUUUGUGUGACAUUUUGAUGUGUUUGUAGCCAACAGUAGUUAUCGAGUGCUGUGAUUGACUUGCAGUGGUUGCAGUGUGGUUAGUAGGAUGUUUGAAGCACUUAUGCAUUUUACUUUUUAUAGUUGUUUUGUACUCUUGGUGUGAUGCUAUCUUGCAUUUGGUGUGUUUAUUGUAUUUUACAGUCCCAGUAGUGGGUGGCUACCUCUGCCUGCUUCUUUUCUCUCCC